AUGACGUCUGACUCAAACUCCUGGAGAUGGUCUUCUACUGGUCUUCUUCCUGGAGGGUACCAGAGCUGGGCGCCUGGUGAACCAAAUUAUUAUCAAGGAAAAGAAUGGUGUGUCUUCAUUCGAAAUGGUGUAUGGCUGGAUGCAGGCUGUGCUUCCUCAUUAUAUUUCUUUUGUUACGAUGUUGAUCCAUCAGGCCUCAAACAGUACAUUCUGAUCACUAGUCCAAUGACCUGGUCCAACGCCCAGUCCUACUGCAGACAGAACCAUCACGACCUGGCCAUGAUCGAGAGUUCUGCUGAAAACCAAGCUGUGACUAACCUUCUUCCAACCACAACAUCCGCUAUGUGGAUCGGCCUGUACCGAAUCCCUUGGAGGUGGUCCAACGGCAGCUUAAGUACAUACAGAAACUGGGCCUCAGGGCAACCAAGCAAUAGCGGCGGAUCAGAAUUCUGUGCUAGCCAGACUUCAUCCUAUGUUUGGAAUGACGCCCCCUGUAGCCUGAAGUAUACAUUUGUCUGCUAUGCAGUUGUGACAACCAGUGCCAAUGUAAAAAUGACACUCCAGACAACAGCCAGCAUGUCCGAUACUGCAAACAGAGACAAAUUUUUACACGAGGUAGAAAAUCAUCUUGGCUUUGGUUACUCACCAAGUUGGAGAACCCCACCAUCAAAAAAAGAGAAGAAAUCUUUGAAUGAUGUCUGCACUGCAAAGUUCUAAAUCUAGCCCACGUUGGGAAGGACAGUUUGCAUUACUUUCUAAAUCGGUGAUACUCACAGGAUUUCUACCAAGUUAGAAAUUUUCCCUAAUCAAAAACAUCCCUGAAGUGGUUAAAUAUAUCAUCCAUAGGGCCGGGCACCGAAACCUGCUUCUAAGUAGGCACCAACCA
Molecule: messenger RNA, 886 nt
Organism: Boleophthalmus pectinirostris (great blue-spotted mudskipper)
Lineage: Eukaryota; Metazoa; Chordata; Actinopteri; Gobiiformes; Gobiidae
Product: C-type lectin lectoxin-Phi1-like
Exons: 4
Coding region: 1-717 (238 amino acids)
Source: RefSeq, a predicted model, not a curated record